Spodoptera exigua (beet armyworm) is the source of this 5659-nucleotide messenger RNA. NCBI's taxonomy places the organism in Eukaryota, Metazoa, Arthropoda, Insecta, Lepidoptera, Noctuidae. The record is from the annotation of a GenBank genome assembly.
ACUAGAGUUAAAUAAAGAAAAAUAAUACAAUAUUUUUAGAAUGUCUUGUCAAGUGGAACAAAUAGCUGAUUGUGGCGAUUUAUCAAGCUUGGGAAGAGCUUUGUUUAUAUCAGAAAAAGAAGGUAUCAAAUUAGUUCGUAGUAAUCAUAAAAAUUGUCAAAGUUGUCGUGCAAUUUAACUGUAUUUCAAGUUUCAGAUGAAAAUUGGCUUCCACUGUGUACAAUAUCUUUGUCUUCGUGUGGCAGUUUAUUGUCAGUUGGGUAUAAGAACCGUCUUUGUUUAUUAACCAAUCAAUGGAUUAGCCUUACAAGUAGUCGCACAUUCAUUAUCUCAUGGAGUGGAACAUUACCUUCAGACAUCACAGCUGUUUUAGCAUUACCUAUUUGCCCAUCACAGCAAUCGUCUCAGAAUGGACCUGAUUGGUUUUGUAUUAUAGUUGGUUUUAAAAAUGGGAGUGUUGGUUUUUAUACUGACACAGGACAUUUGCUUUUGCUAGAAAAAUUAGAUGACUGCCCAGUUAUGAAAAUUUCUUGCCAUACUGGAACUUAUGGAACCUUGCCUGAUGAUAUACACAUACUCUUUUCAACUUGUGAGUGUAUUGUCACAGGUUCAAGCCUGUAUCAAACACUUAGACAUGCCAAGGCACAACUAGCUCGAGUGAGAGCUGGUAUCCAAGGGGACUAUUCAGUUGACAGUCGUAGUAUCAAUAUACGAAAAUGGACAUUCUCUGAACAGGAAGUUAUAAAUGAUGCUUCUGUUGUGGGAUUAGACCUAAAGAACACUUAUGAUCAUUUGCUAGCAGCAUCCACUUAUGGAGGAUAUGAUGUUUGGUAUCGUUCAGUCCCUCCAGUCAACACUUUAAUACUUGGAGCCGGUGUUAAGCCCUAUGUUGGUUUUCACUAUGCUCUUGAAGGCGGAACAGCACCGCCCCUACAAGAUGUAGCGAGGGCUGUUGCCAAUAAGAUAAAGUCAGCUCUUCCAGGUUGGCUGGGAGGAGGAUCUACAGAAAAUACUACAAUUGUAAAUGAGCCAUUGAUUCGCUCAGAGGCUCUAUCAAUGCGCAAUGGCCUGUUUGAUGGACAGCGAAAUGGCAACUCAGUGGCUGUAUCACCUGACCGUCGGCUUGCUGCAAUUGUGGACAGUUUAGGCCGUGUCGCAGUUCUGGACGUGACCCGUGGACAUCUAAUUAGGCUCUUCAAAGGUUGCAGAGAUGCACAAUGUGCAUUUGUUCAGAUUUUUGAAAUGGAAGACAAGAAACCGCAUUUGUCAAUUGUAAAAGAACUAAAGAGAGCAAUAUUCUUAAUCAUAUAUAAUCCAAAAAAAGGUCUAAUUGAUAUAAGAAUUAUGCAAAAAGGAAACAGGGUGGCGGCUUUCACUGCGACUAAAAACGGGCUUCUACUGUACAAUACGUGCGGUCUAGUCGGUGCUAUGAAAAAUUAUUCAAACAAAAAAAUUAAUUUGCCUGAGUUUCAGUGUGUAUUGAUUGACCCAGAUGGAACAUUGAAGAGGUUUAAUAUUCCAUUCUUUUAUGCUCUUGAAGGAGAAUACUCUCAAAGAUCUAAAGACCUGCACACGUUGCGAGAUUUACGUGAUUACCUUAAAAAAACAUCUGAGGACUCCGAAGGUUUUGUUGAAGAACUUAUUAAAAAAGCGUCUGAAUUAAAAACACUGGAUUUAAAAAAGCAUUGUUUAGAUAUGUUAGUAAGAAAAUACGAAAUAACCCCGAAAAUUGUUAUGGCUUGUCUAAGUCAAUUCUGGGACGGCAUUGAAAAUGAGGAGUUGAGUGAUCAAUUAAUUGAAAUUAAAAACUACCUCGCAAAUUUUGCCUUAGCAACUUUAUUCUUUAGACACAUGAAUGGAGAAAAUGUUGAUGAUAUGCGAGAUUUAGUUACUAAAGUACAUAGCUACAUUAAUCCAAGCACUGAAGAACCUGAAAUACCCAGUCCCAAAAAUUCAGAAACUGAUAAAGCUCAAUUAGAUGAGAGUCCGGAAACACCAUGUUUUGAACUUUUGGAGGAUGACAAUUGUAUCUUGGAGCGAUUGUUGACAUUAGCAAAAGAAAAUAAUUACAAGGAACAACAUCCUAGAGUAACUUUUGCCAUUAAUAAUGCUAGCGCAUACAAAGAAUUUCUUUCGUGUUUCAGUUUAGAUUCUAAAGAUACAUGCAUACGCUUGAAGUCUGAAACUACAACAGAUCAAAUUAAUACCCUAGCCAGUAGCACGUUUAAAUCCAUAUUUAAAUUAGACGAUGUCACACUGCUAAGUGAUUACGUAAAAGAAUGUAAUAUGGAUCCUAAAGAAAUAGUAAAACUAUUAAUUAUGCAGGUGAUGAACAUGCCAUUACAAGAUAUUAAUUUGGAACUCAUUGAAAAAUUGAUACAAGUUUUAUAUUACCUGUGUAAUAUUAUAGAAGAAGCAACACAGAUAGCUUACAAUGAGACAUCGCCGUGGUGGCAGGAUGUUCGCGAUAUAUUAGUGGAUAUGCCAUGCCCUUUGAGGAGCAUGAUAGUGGCAAUGGCUUGUAAAGCAGUCAGUCGGAUAUUUGAAAUAAAAUGUCAAGAAAUAGAUGAUACUUUGUGGGAAUCUGUAACUAAAGAAAAUGCCAAAUGGGGUAUCCUUAUCGGAAAGUUGGAAGAUAUUUCUAUACUUAGCAUUAUACUUAUGUUCAAAGAUUCACUACCUGGAAAUUCUUUACCGAAAAUUCAAAUGACGGAAUUUAACAUAAAUCUAAAAUACAUAUACACAAGAGGAAAAGGAUCUGUGACUGAAUUAAUAGCCAAGUGGUUAUGCAGUAUGGGCGUUUUGCCUGAAGCAAUAAUAACCAACGAAUUACUUGAAAAAUAUGCCGGCGUUGAUUUAGAAACAGCAUUUGAUAGCAGCGAUGAUGACCAUGAUUACCUAUAUAUUGAAAACCACCGUAUGUAUGUUGAUGAUAAUCCUAAAAUAUUUAAGUGGCUCUCUCUUUUGAGACAACAGUUUCCGUUAAGUACAUCUUCAAAUUAUAUUAUUGCUAAUAUGUGUUGGGAAUAUUCAAUAGCUUGGCAAAAGUCUAUGCAAAAUUGUGAACUUCUCAACACAGUCAAUCAUUGUCUGAAGAGCAUAUCCGAUUUGCAUAUAAGACUAGGUUUAUAUUCCAUAAUAUGGUUUACAUACAUCAAGCAUGUAUUUGAAGCAAGUUGUCGGCUGGUGAACAAAGUAGGUCGACUACCAAAAGAUCCAUUAUGUCUUCAAGAUGUUGGAUAUGACAGUGCAAGUAUGAUAAAAUUUCUUGAAGUUGUAACAAAGUACUUGGGUGAAUUCUUAGACUGUUCUCAAAUGUCAAUUAGUCACGAUAAAAUAAAUAUACAAUAUGAAAAAAUUUGGGACGAAAGUAUGCCUUCUUUAGUAGAAGUGGCUCAAGAUAAUAAAAAAGUUAAUAAUGACAUAUUAAAUUUGAACUAUCAAAUCUCGUGCACAGUGUACUACAUGUGUCAUUUUAACGUAAAAGUAUCAAAACCACUAGACAGCUUGUAUGAUAUUGACUACCAGUACAUAUUUGAUUCAUUAAUUGAUAGUAAACACACUAGAGAAAUAAACAUGAGACCAUCAGAAAAACUAAGAAAUCCAAGAUUAAAGUUCUUAACAAAACUAAUUCGUUGUGCUGUUGAUACAAUUACUACUAGUGAUGAACUUGGAUCACCCCAAUACGAUUGUGGGGAAUGUUUUCCUUGGAUUCAGAAAAUAACUCUAUUAGCGGAGUUAUGGAACAUCGAUACUGAUUUUGUACGACGUCAGCAGGUAAUAGCUUUGUACCACCUUGGAUAUGACAUUUUGGCUGAGAGUAUAAUAAACUUGCUUACGGAACCAGAAAUACUGCUAACACCACUUCUAGCAAUAACAACACAGAGAUUCAAGAGAAGUUUGGAACAAUCAAGCAAUCAACCAGAAUGGAUAGUAACAAUGCCACCAAAUCUCUACAAACGUCUUCAAAAUGUAGCUCUGGACACUUCAAUACCAGCUCAUCCAUCAUUGUCUACGACAAAAAUGGUGCUUAAUAGGUUGCUGUACAAAAUAGACCAAAAAGAAAACUGCUCAGCAAAUCCACAAGAGAUUAAAGCAAUACAACUUUUUAUUGACAACUGUGACGUGUUGAUUUCGUAUAAACUGUAACCUUAUAUAACGACACCGCUGAACUAAUUUUUGCUAUAUUGUUUAUUUUUUAUUAAGUACCUAUAAAAUAAUAAAAUAUAGAUGUCAAUUAAUCAGCAAUGCUAUCUGCUUACUCCAUUUGUUUCUACUUAGUUAGGUGUUAAGAUGAAGGCAUUUUACAAAAACAUAAAAUGUAACUAUACGUAUUCACAGACAUAUAUUUGAAUAGAUAACACUAGUCUCAUUCCUUGUAUAGAAACCAGGCGUGCGUGCCAUUAUUUUUUACCCAAUGACGUCACGUGAGCGAUUUCGUGAUGGGAACUCCACGUCCGCACGUAAACGAUUCAAAACCACCGCACCGUCGCGCUCAAGGUUUGUUCCGGCCGCCAGUACGCCGUCAGUCUUUACUCCACUUUCUUCAGCAUUAGUUUGUAUUGCGUUAUAGACCACGCGAAGUGCAUGCACUUGCGUUGUCUAUUCAAAUAUAAGUCUGUGUUCGUAUUGCUAUUUAACAUAAAUAUAGUACAAUUCAAACUUAAUGGCGGCUGUGAAGUUAGCUGCGAGUGAAUUUUCGCGCAUGUAGAGUCAAGUUCACAAUAAUUUGUAUUUGAAUAUAUGUGGUAUACAGGUGUUGUUGUUGUUGUACAUCAAUAUCAGUCGGCAAUACGCCUGUUGCUGCCGCCACCCUUUUUUGAACGAGCUUCAUAGGAAUUCGAGGCCCGUCUGCAUAAAACGUUGAAACCUUCGCGUGACAUAAUGACAGCAACUCAAAAAUAUAUUCUUCCAAGAACAACAACAGUCAAAAACUUAACGUUAACAAGGAACCGAUAAAAAGAAAAGAGUCAAAGUCAUUAAACUUAACGGAACAAUAACGACAAAACAAUUAACAAAAAACUAUGAGCUCGACUGUACGCAAGCAGGAAUGCGCGCAAGUGUGCAGUCCCUCUACGUUCCGCUAAUGCUAAUAUCCAAAAAAUGUGUUCUGCGCAGCGAAACGAACGAUGUUCAGAGCCGCCAUUAUGUUUGAAUCGUACUAUACCUACCCUCUAUUCUCUGUCAAAGAUACCUACUUUAUCAUUAAAAAUAAUUGAUGUGUCAUAGGUAAAUUACUACAAUAUUGUUAAGUUUAUUCAUUGCAUUAAAGUAAAUUUACGAAACUACAGAACCUUCUCUCAAGUUUUAUUCCUUAAAAUAAUAAAACUAAAUUAGGAUCUCUCUCAUAUCUUUCUCGUCUUCCUCCUCCUCUACGUUCUAGCGCGUGAGGGAACUACCCUCAUCCCACCCAAUUCGCCGGGACGUCAGGGCGCGGCGAUAUCCGACCACCGACGUGAGCGUACGGCGCGUACCGUUCCACUUCAAAUUCAAAAGACCGCCACAGAUGGAUGGACCCGAUUGGGCAGAUGUUCAGCUGGAGUUGCGGGGUAAGCGGAAUAUGGUAACGUGACCUCUGCCUGGUGCACGACAAGAAACGGGGUGGUUUUUAGUCAAAACAGUCUGACACCCACUCUCGCCCCACCCUGGACAAAAAUAC